AUGUUCUUAAGAUCUUCUUUGAAUAGAGGCAUUCUUUCUGCGUCUCAAAGACCUUUUUCUACCGCAUCUUUCUUGAAGGCUGCUAAUGCCACUGCUGGUGCAAGUAUUGCAACUAGACCAGAGGGUUUCAGAGUCCCAAAGCCAAAGACAUGGGAAGAAUCAAAGGAAAGUGCAUUGGCAAAGGCUACCAAAUGGUUUCUUAUGGCUGAAAUGUUCAGGGGUAUGUACAUUGUCUUGGAAAUGUAUUUCAGAGCGCCAUAUACCAUUUACUAUCCAUUCGAGAAGGGUGCAAUUUCUCCAAGAUUUAGAGGUGAACAUGCCUUGAGAAGAUAUCCUUCAGGAGAGGAGAGAUGUAUCGCCUGCAAACUAUGUGAAGCCAUUUGUCCUGCUCAAGCAAUUACCAUUGAAGCCGAGGAGAGAGUCGAUGGUUCAAGAAGGACCUAUAAGUACGAUAUUGAUAUGACUAAGUGUAUAUACUGUGGCUACUGUCAAGAAUCUUGCCCUGUCGAUGCAAUCGUUGAAACUCCAAAUGCUGAAUACGCAACUGAAACAAGAGAGGAGUUGCUAUACAACAAGGAAAAGUUGUUAGCUAAUGGUGAUAAGUGGGAGCAAGAAUAUCAAUAUGCUGCUAACGCUGAUGCUCCUUACAGAUAA
Molecule: messenger RNA, 654 nt
Organism: Pichia kudriavzevii
Lineage: Eukaryota; Fungi; Ascomycota; Pichiomycetes; Pichiales; Pichiaceae
Exons: 1
Coding region: 1-654 (217 amino acids)
Biological process (GO): mitochondrial respiratory chain complex I assembly; mitochondrial electron transport, NADH to ubiquinone
Cellular component (GO): membrane
Molecular function (GO): 4 iron, 4 sulfur cluster binding; NADH dehydrogenase activity
Source: RefSeq, a predicted model, not a curated record